This is a messenger RNA of Peronospora belbahrii, 4245 nucleotides long. The record is from the annotation of a GenBank genome assembly. Lineage: Eukaryota; Oomycota; Peronosporomycetes; Peronosporales; Peronosporaceae.
AUGUCAAGCAGUUCGUCCAGUGGCUUCUCAGACGAAGAAGACACGGAAGUGGUAGCGCUGAAUGUGAUAGCUCCAUCCGCAUUGGAGCUGGGAAAAGUGAUGAAAAUAGCUCAGAUCUGUUCCUUCUGUACUACGUUUCGUAAGCCGCUUCGUCUUCCGAGCUUCUCACGAACGGAGCUCCAAGAGGCGUUACUGGGUGCUUCGAACAGUGACAGAACACAUAUAAAACUGCUGGCCGAAUUGCAUUUUAAACUGGCACGUGAGCAACCGACGGCCAAAAUGGAAAAAAUGAUGCAAGACUGGGAGAAAACUUUGGCACGAAAAAUGCAGGAAAACUGGCGCAAAGAGUUUACAGCAAAUCCUAUGGGUGGAGGCGUAACGUACCGAGACCUGACGGUGAUUGAACGGGUGAAUAUUCUGGACGCAUUGUGUCACUGGAAACUGGACACGUGUGCUGAGAUUCACAAAUACAUUGCAACAUUGCAGCAAGAAAACAAUAACGAGGCUAUUGAAAAUUUGCGAGCAGGAGAGAUUGGAACGGAUGAUAAGGGUGUAUCGUAUUGGUAUUUUGGUGAUGAAUGCUGGGUUUACGCAGAAGAUAAGCCGCUAUGGAAGCUUGAAGAACGAAAACCGUCGUACCUUGUGGAAUUUGCAAGUGCCAAACGAAUCCGUUUUUCGAUUAAUUUUGAUCCGGACCAAAACUCGUUAGCGCCACCUCUCCGCUUGUCGCACAAAUCAGCGGCGCUUGUUGAUGAAAUUAAUCAAGAGAAGAAGGAAGAGGUGCCGCUGGUUGCAGUAAAAGAUGAGAAGCAGAAGAUGCUUGAUGCCAAGUUUGACGACGAUGCUCUUUCUUCUGACGCAGUCCAAGUGGAGAAUGAACAGCUGGCCGUGAAAAUGGUGAAGACUGAGAACAAGGAAACAUUGCCGGCAUCAGCGGUUAUAGCAGUUAAUGUUUGUACAGAUCGAAUCAAUACAGCUGGCAAAGAUAUUGUCACCGAGACAUCAACGUACAGGAGGAAGGACAUGGGUGUCUCAUGCGAAUUAUGCGAACAGGGAGAUGUGAAACACGGAGGAGCUGCUUUUGCUGGAUUGCUUUUGUCAAAUGGUGUUGCGCAUAAGCAAUAUGAUGAAGGCUUUAGCAUGGUAGACGGUGCGCCUAAUGUUAAUCUUGCACAAAUCGCCGCAGCCAAGGAUCCAACGCCACAGAUCAAUUUGCCGCAAGUUUCUGUCAAAGCACGAGAUCAUUGCGAGAUUUUACCGGACAAUAAUGAUAAAACAGGCACGAGUGUGAGUGACAAAAAUGAUAUUUCAGAAAGCCCAGGAAAGCGUUUACCUGUGAGGGUCGGUGAAGGCAAUUCAGGCAAUUUUACCCAACCAUGUGUUGUGGCCAUUGUGGGAGCCAAAAAGCGUACAAUUAUCGACGAUGAUAGCAGCGACAGCAGCAGUACUGACGCAGAUACCACAGAAGCAGUGGGUCAUAAAAACAUAAAUCGCGAGGUGACGCCAUCUUUGACGUCACGGAAAAAACGGAAGGUUAGCAUUGCAGUCACUAACAGUGCAGCAGUAUUGGACGCUGGAACGGCCAAGGGUGAUAUCACGACGUUAAGUAACACGACAGUCGUCGGGACGGCAACUACGAAAGCAUCGAAAAGCGAUUCUGUGGCAUCGCGUAUCAAAGAGGGGAUUCCGUCUUUGUCCAAAGCUGACCCCAUUGGGUCUAAUUUGAAAGAAACGAGCUCGCCGCAACUUGAAAUUCUUAAGCCAGCAGCUUUAGAUACGAAAGAACCGAGCUCGCCGAGCAGAAAAAAUGCAGAUAACGAAGUGAUUUUAAAGAGUAAAAGCAUCAAAAUGGGUAAUGUAAUAGAACCGGCAAACCCGUCGGGUGCUACUUCGGUGUCACCAACAGACCCAGCUGCAGCACCCGAGACAUUUGACAUUACCUGCGAGAGUUGCAAGAAGUGCUACGAUAUGAGGUAUCUAGAUCCUCCGCUCGUAGAGCGCCCAUCGGAUGAGUGGCGGUGUUUUGAGUGUCUUGUAAACGAUGCUCGCGGGUGGCCACGCCGGCGAAAGCCCAUUGCCAGAGAAUCCUGUUCUCUUCGAGGGCAUAACCGGAUGGAGGAAUCGUCAUUCAGGAAACGAAGCUUGUCGAAGCCUCAAAGUGGGUCUUCGUUUUUGAAGAAGUCGAAAAUCUCCAGCAAUAACCGUUCCAGCUCAUCUACUAAGAAAAAAAGCAGUCACAGUAGCUCUUCUAAGCGCAAGUCGUCGGAUAGCAAGAAAUGUUCCAGUAAAAAGUCGUCUUCAUCAUCUUUGAGAAAACACAAAAAGCGCAAGUCGUCGUCUUCACACCAUCGCCACGGUCACAGCCACCGCCGAAGGCGUCGCAGUCAUCAUUAUCACGAGGAGUUUGCAAAGCUUGUAAAAUCGUUCCAAGAACGACAGGAGCAGCGGCUUGGCAUUGAAGAAGCCCGAAUAAAGGGGAAUCUCCCGAUGGCUUAUGAUGAAUGUCCACAAGGCUGGCGGAUAGCUAGUUCAACGCUUGAUGAAUUGCGAGCACUUAUUCAGUCACUAUCGGACGGAUCACUUGAGCAAGACCGGCUGAAAGGGCGUCUUAUCUUGAUCGUGAAAGACCAAGAGAAAUUUGAGGAGCAACGGCGCAAGCAACAGGAGCGAGCUUGGAAUAUUCUUCCGCGGCGCCAAUCGUCCCGUAUUGCAAUUGGAAGGAUGAAAAAUCAAUCUGCGCAAGACUCCGAUGCGGAAGAAGGAUAUUCUGGCAAUGACGCUGAGAGUCGACGCUUGGGUUUGCGGUUAAAGAGACGGCAUUCAGCGUCUGAUAGUGUCGAUGGCACGCAAAAGCAUGACCGAGCAUGGCGGGCUCGUCGACGGCAUAAUGAUUCUGACGAUGCUAUGCACCUUGACAAUGAAGAGAAUGAGGUGGAUAGCAGUGGUGCCGGAAACUGGAUCGACUGGUCUGUAUUUAAGGGCAACAAUCGUUGCCUUUCAACCGUUUGCCUUGCUCUUGUCGAUAGGCUAUUGCAGGAAGAAGCUUCGGAUCUCUUUUCACGACCUGUAGAUCCCGAGAUUGAUGGUUGUCCAAAUUAUUUGUCGGUGAUUGAUCAACCGAUGGAUCUUGGAACGAUUCGAUCGCGCGCAGAAGCCAAUUUUUACCGAAAAUGGAAAUUAUUUAAGAAGGACAUUGAACUGGUGUGGCAAAAUUGCCGUACCUUUAACGCCCCUGACACAAUGGUAGUGCAGUUUGCCAACUUGCUCGAAAGGUUGUCACGCUCCAUGUGCAUUGCAGCAGAGAAAAAAGGUGCAGAUCGCUUGAACGGUAAAGGAAGUGUAGGUGACGGGAGUGAUGAAAGUGAAAAUAGUCUUAGUGACGCGAGCAAAGCUGAAUCUCAUAGCAGCGUCAACAAACCAUGGACCGAGAGCAGUGCUUCAGAAAGUCGUGAUUCCAGCGAUGACGGAGGAUCUGCCCAUGAUAAUAGUGAUAGCAUUGCGCGUAGUCGCAAGCGAAGUCCAGCGCGCGGACCUGCCAAAAAUUUGCAAACUCGCGCACGAUCAACGAGGUCAAGUGGCACGCGCAGUCGGACGAGGCGGAGCACACGAAAUGGCUCGUCCAAGAAAUGCCAAGCUCCUGCUUCAAGCAGUGCCGAGUCCUUUGCUUCGGACGACGAUGAAGCAUUUUCUUCUGUCCGAAAGAGCCGACGGCAGCUUCGGCCUAAAGCUGAUCGUAAAGUGGACCCUCCCACCGAUGAUGAAGAGUCUGUCGACGAUGACAUUGAUACCAAACAGCCUCUGCCGCCUCACAAUGAAGCCUUUUCUCCGCCACCUCCACCGCAAGCGGCACAGAAGCGUCCGAAGCCUCGGCUUGUCAUUAGCGAUAGUUCAAACACUGAUGACAGCUCCGACAGCGACAGCUCGUCUUCGUCGUCAUCUUCUGAUUCGGUUGACACGGACAGCGAUUCAAGCCCUACAAACAAACAUCCUCACCCACCUCCGCCAUCUUCAGUGGAUGCACCACCGCCACCGUUGCCUCCUCCGCCUGCUACUUUGCCUGAGAACGAUAAGCCAGUGCACUCAUCGCCUAAUUACAAAGCUCAGCUGGAAACUGCUGCUGAUGAAAUGAAGAAGACGAAGACGGAUUUUGCAGGGAAGGCUAGUUGCACACAUUCCCCCACCUUUGCUGAAUUCGUAUCUCUCGCCGUCGUCGUCUUCAUCUUCCAGCGACUUUUCCUCCGGUGA